Molecule: messenger RNA, 1491 nt
Organism: Sipha flava (yellow sugarcane aphid)
Lineage: Eukaryota; Metazoa; Arthropoda; Insecta; Hemiptera; Aphididae
Exons: 5
Coding region: 97-1491 (464 amino acids)
Source: RefSeq, a predicted model, not a curated record
GCGAAGGCGAACAACGCGAAGAUCGCCGGGUUUGACACUACCCAACCCAGCACAUGGCUGGUCUACCAAGAUUGCAAUAAUCUUUACGGAUGGGCCAUGAGCCGGUACAUGCCUUACGGCGGAUUCCGAUGGUACGAGGGCAAUCCGGACGUCGCGUUAGCACAACUCGAGACUAUGCGCGAGACGGACGAUGUGGGGAGAGUGUACGAGGUAGACGUCUCGUACCCGCAGAGUCUGCACGACGCGCAUAAUGAGCUACCGUUUUUGCCGUAUGCAAGCGUACCUAAGGGUUCCAAAGUGUGUAAACUCAUGGCCACUUUGGAAUCGAAGAAAAAAUAUGUAGUGCACUACGUUAAUCUGAAACAGGCCAUUGCCAACGGUCUGAUUAUCGAUAAAGUGCAUCGGGUUUUGGAGUUCCGCCAAUCGCCGUGGUUGGCUAAAUACAUAGGACUUAACACGGAAAUGCGUAAGAGGGCGGUUAACGGAUUUGAACGAGAUUUUAUCAAGCUGAUGAACAACGCCGUGUUCGGAAAAACAAUGGAAUCGAUGCGCAAACGCAUGCAUAUGGAGCUCGUGUCUAGCGAGCGUCGAUUUAUGAAACUCGUUAAUCGUCCUACUUUUAAAUAUUGUACCACUUAUAAUGAGAAUCUUACAGCGGUGUCUUUGCACAAUGAAACUAUCGAAUUCUGCAAACCGAUUUACAUCGGUUUCGCAGUGCUCGAUAUAAGCAAGACGCUGAUGUACGAUUAUCAUUAUAACGUCAUGAAACGACAUUUUCAACAAGAUAUCGAGCUGCUGUACACGGAUACCGAUUCACUAGUCUAUCACGUGACGACCGACGACUUCUAUAGCGAUCUGGCGAACAACCCUGACUUGCUGCGUCGCAUGGACACGUCGAAUCUCCCGCACGAUCACCCAUGUUACACGGCGGAGCGUAAGAAAAUACCCGGACUGUUUACGGACGAGACCGAUGGUCACGUCAUGUACGAGUUCGUAGCGCUCCGGGCGAAAUCUUACGCUUACGAUAUCGAGCACGUGGAGACAAUCAAGGCCAAGGGGAUUCGACAACACGUGAUCAGAAAUCAUCUGACGCUGGCCGACCAUAAGCGGUGUUUGUUCGAGGCAGACGAUGUUGAUGAUGAUGAUGAUUGCGGUGAUGAUGAUGAUGAUAGCGGUGACGAUGACAAGACUGUACGAGAAAAACGUGUGGCAAUGCGUUGCAGUCGAGUUGUUUUAGAUAGCAUACACCGUCGACUGAGUACAACAACAACAACAGCAACAACUUCUACAAACGACGGCCAUGAAACUUCAACGUCAUUGCCAUCCUACAACCCAUACACGUCUUACAGGUUAAACGCUUGCAUCCGAUCGUUCAAACAUCGAGUUAAAACUGUUGUGAUGAUGAAAAAAACAUUGAACAGAUCGGAUGACAAACGAUAUAUUUUAAAUGACCGUGUGCAUACUCUAGCACAUGGUCAUUAUAAAAUUUAA